AUGGCUCUAGCAGAUUUGGACGUCCUGGAAACUCUACUAGAGAGGCACGACGCGCGCAUGAGGGCUUUAGUGGAGGAUCUCUCUAACGACAUGAGACAGCUGCAGCAACAAUUGGCUCGGAAUGAAACCAACAUCACGCAAAUGCGCCGAGAUCUGGAUUUCUGGACCAUGAGGAACGAAGGCGCGGCUGCAGAAUCCUCCACGCCGCAAAAUCCUCAACCACCCCGUGCUGAACCGCAAUCUACCGGUGGUGGUGAGAUACAUGAUGCCAUGGCUCGCUUGCGAACCGCUUUCGAGCAACUUCAAUUUUCCCCUGUUGGGGCACCUUCUUCGGCUGGCCGAGGAAGAACCUCCGGAAGAAAUACCGGACUUUCUUUGAUCGAUCUACUGGAUGACCACCAAGCACGAGAGAGGGAGGAACGAGUAGAACCUACCGCCUUUUCACGUCCUCGUGAGGCAUCUCUUCUGGAUCAUCCAGUGCCCGUAUCUGGAAAUAAUGCACAAAGAUCCAUUUUACAACCUGUGAAGUUGAAAGUGGACACGUACGAUGGGAAAGGUAGUCUAGAGGAUUACCUUCUACAAUUCUCCUUGGUGUCGCAGGCACAAGGAUGGGAUCUAUCCCAACAAGCGAGCACCCUGAUCGCUUCUCUCCGAGGGGCGGCUCUAGCUGUCCUUUCGGAGAUCCCUCCGGCUUUCCGGCAUGACCCGUGUCGGCUUAUUAGAGCCCUUAAGGAGAGAUUCGGGCGGGAGCACCUAAGUGACCUGGCUUAUGUGGACCUGAAAGCCAGAAAACAGCGUCCACGAGAGGAAAUAAGUGCUUACGCCCAAGAUGUUCGACGUCUGGCUCGCAUCGCUUUCAAAGGAUGCACCCUGGACACUCUGGACUCACUGACGGUCCGUCAAUUCAUCGAUGGAUUGGCCGAUUUAGAGCUACAGGAUCUGGUACGAUUGAAGGAUCCCAGCUCGAUGGAAGAAGCUGUAGUAUCAGCAAUGAAAUAUUCCGCUGCCCGACAAGCUAACAGAGCUUCUCGCGGCGCGUUACGAUCCUCUACGUUGGGUAAGGAAUCUCCCUCGCCUUCCCGGAAAGAAUCCACUGGCGCCUGGCAAAAGAAAAAGGCUGCCGUGGAUUACAGAGGCAAUAGAAAGAAAGAGAGUUAUAAACAAAAAUUUACUAACUCAGACGAGCGAGCUAAAUCACUGGAAGCUCGUCCGGCUGGACUGAGGCAUCCUCCGGAAGUUGGUGGACAAACAUCAACAUCGAUGACACUGCACGAGAGUUCCACAGAGUCGGACUCAGAUGAUUCCGGUCCCUCUGGAGUUGCACCCGAAUGUAGAAGAGUCCGGCUGUGUCGUCGUGGCAAUAUCCCUAUGCCCCAUACCGGAAGAGGAAUGGUGGUUCAGGGAUCUCUAAAUGCGCAGAAGAUGGGGACUAUGGCCGGAACUCUUCGGUUGCGCACGUCCCCCGCUUGCAAAGUUCCUCGGAAGUCUUUGCGAAUUGCUCGGGGAGAGCUAGUGGCGAAGAAAAGUUCAAUGGGAUUACCUCCGGAAAUCGUAGUGGCCCUACCGAGGGAGAGAGAAGGCAAAUCAUUUUCACCAAGAGGAAAACGAGGAAAACGAAGGGCGUCACACAUUGUUGAACACCCUUCCGGACAACAACAGGAGAAGAAAAUGGUGCCAAACUUACCGGAAGACUUGUGGAAGCUACUGCGGGAAUCUUCAAGACAACUGGAGGCAGCAAGACAAUCACACGAGAGGAUUGAUCAGCUGAUGCGAAAACACUUGAGCGGACAGUCAAUGGAGCACUCGCGCCAAGAAAGCGGCAACCGUCAUUACUCAACACGUCCAGGAGAGAUGUUUGGCCGGGACGGCCAAAACUAAUCCGGGGAGAGUGUUGUCGCGAGACUUGGACAGGGGAAAUUCAGUCCCAUUUUCCCCCUCGCUUCACAUGGGACACCAAUCCUUUAAGGGAAUUGGCUCCUUUCCCUUAUAGGCAAAUACUUCAGGAGCCCUGCAUUGAAAUCUGAAUUAUAUCUGCCCCUGGCCGACUGGAUUCGGGGCUCUUGGGAUACAGUAAAAGUGGCAGCUCAACGCGCCCUCAAAUCACUUACCCCCAAAGGAGAUUACCAACUGCGCGAAAUACGCUGCGUUGGUACGCGACAAUCACCGCCCACACCCGUCGUCUCCAUAGCCAACAUCCAGGCGCAGCUAAACGCGCGCCAACCCAAAUUACCCUCUGUACCGCUAAGCGUACCGCGCCGAACAAUUCAGGCGGCGGCCGCCGGCGGAGCCCUAGAAUAAGAAUUAAAUAAAGUGAAGUGAAAUAGAACUUCUGCGUUCUUAUUGGCUCCCCGUCCAUUUCUGGCCAUACCUGGAAACGUCCUCCGACGACAUUAUUUUAUUUUAUUGGGAAAAUUUUUGGGCGCAGUAAUUUUUCUUUCUACAAGUUGGACCAAAAGUUAAUGCAUGUGUUUGAUGAUCUAUGUCUUUUUAUUCUGUUGAGCUAUCUCAAUGCCCUAAAACGUGAAAAAGAACUUACGUAGGAAGAAAUACCGCGAAAACUAAAAAAGUUCCUUCUUACGUUUUUAGGUCUAGCUGUCACAAUUUUUAGGGUAUCACUUUCAAAUCUGAAGCAAAUGAAAUUUUUUGAGAUUUUCAACAUUUUACUUUUUAGCGCAUUGAGAUAGUUCAAAAGAAUCAGAAGAUAUAGACCAUCAAACAGAUGCAUUAACUUUUGAAACUUUAAAAUUAACAUAAUUUUAUUGAAAUAUUUUAUUACAUUGAAUCAUAACUUCCAGAAAUGAUUCUGCAUAAUGAAUAAUGCAAUUAUUUUUUUCAUAAUUAUCUUUUUUAUGCCUUUAUGAUUUUUUUUGAAUUUCUGAAACAUUUUUUCAAUUUGUUUUCUUUUGCAUUAGUUUUUUUCUUAAAAGUGUUUUAGGAUCUUUUUUUUAUCCUUUCCCGCAAAAUUUAACAAACCUUCUAAAAAUGAAUUUAGCUAGAGAACACUGUUAUAUUAGAAAGUUGGUAGAGAGAGUUAGAUUUGUGUUAAACCAAAAAACGUUUAAAAAAAUGAAUGUUUUGUUGCUUCCCUAAAAGAGACACUCGCACGUUAUUUUGUGUACAAAAUUCCCUAAACGUAGAGUCAGAAUUUCAGUUGGACACUCUCUAAUUUUGUUUUCCAUUUUUCUUAAUGUCUGUUGUCUCGUAUUCAGUUGAUAUUGAUGCGGAGAUAUGUGAGAUGUCAUCGCGACUCCUGCAUCUCGAUGAUGAUGAAUGCAUGAAAUCGUCCGAUGUGUCGUUUGCAAAAGAAUCAUCGUCAAUGUCGGGCCAAGAAAGGCGUGCGGGUCGAAGAAGAGGGGUUAUAUCGCUGGGGAGUCUGCGGAAGAGACUGGCCGAGGGCACAAAUAUUGAUGAUUUAAUCAAUGGGGAGAUGAAGGUGGAUGCACCGGCAAAAGCUCAAAAUUGCGCCACAAUCAAAUUUUACACAGAGAAACUCUCACGAAUCAUGCGAUUCAUCAAUGUGAAGCGAGAGAGAAAGUUUUCCAUCUGUUUCGGACUAACUCUCUGUGUUUGGGGCAUUUGGCUUUAUUUUUCCGACAAUUUGCUCUAAAAUUAAAACAACAACAACAAAAUUCUCACACAUUUUAAACAUUUUACUGCGUGUCUCUCUCCCGCCUCCGCUCCCCCCAAUUAGCCCCAUCAACUUCAAAUUAGUUGUGAUUUCUUUAGCUUCAGAUAAAAAAAAAGAAAUGUUUUUUUGUGUGCAAAUGAAGUUUGUUGACCGAUUUCUGUUUUAUUUUUGUUAUUUUGUCUAUUAUUACCUUCUUUUCUAUCAAAAAAGGAAAGAUUUUUUAAAAAAUAUAUAUAUAUUUUCACUGUGAUUACCUCA
Messenger RNA from Lutzomyia longipalpis, 3886 nucleotides. RefSeq lists its product as uncharacterized. Lineage: Eukaryota; Metazoa; Arthropoda; Insecta; Diptera; Psychodidae. The transcript is spliced from 2 exons. The record is from RefSeq and is a predicted model, not a curated record. Bases 1 to 1878 code for a protein of 625 amino acids.